CUCUGCGGGCCGGCGUCAUGGCCGAGGCGGCUUUGGACGCCGUGCGGAGCGCGUUACGAGGGUUUCCGGCCGCGGCUCGGGACCUCAGUGUACCUCUGGCUGUGCCCUACCUGGAUGAGCCCCCGACUCCGCUGUGCUUCUACCGGGACUGGGUUUGCCCCAAUAGGCCGUGCAUCAUCCGCAAUGCCUUGAGGCACUGGCCCGCCCUCCAAAAGUGGUCCUUCCCCUAUUUAAGAUCCGUGGUAGGGUCCACAGAAGUGAGUGUGGCUGUGACCCCAGAUGGUUAUGCAGAUGCUGUACGAGGGGACCGUUUUGUGAUGCCUGCCGAGCGACGCCUGCCCCUGCACUAUGUGCUGGAUGUGCUGGAGGGUCAGGCCCGGCACCCGGGAGUCCUUUAUGUACAGAAGCAGUGCUCCAACCUGCUCACUGAGCUGCCUCAGCUGCUGUCUGAUGUUGAGUCCCAUGUGCCCUGGGCCUCUGAGGCACUGGGAAAGAUGCCUGAUGCUGUGAAUUUCUGGCUGGGAGAGGCAGCUGCAGUGACAUCCUUGCACAAGGAUCAUUAUGAGAACCUGUACUGUGUGAUCUCUGGUGAGAAACACUUCUUGUUACACCCGCCUAGUGACCGACCCUUCAUCCCCUAUGAGCUAUACACGCCAGCAACUUACCAGCUGACUGAAGAGGGCACUUUUCGGAUGGUGGACGAGGAAGCCACGGAGAAGGCAAGAGUGCCUGGGACAUGCCUGCUCACUGUACGUGUUCUCCAGGCACAUAACCUGCCCUCCAAGGACCUAGUGACACCCUCUGAUUGCUAUGUGACUCUGCGGCUGCCCACGGCCUCCAGCCACACACUUCAGACACGCACAGUCAGAAACAGCAGAAACCCCGUCUGGAAUCAGAGCUUUCACUUCCGGAUCCACAAGCAGCUCAAGAAUAUUGUGGAACUGAAAGUUUUUGAUCAGGACCUGUUGACCAAAGAUGACCCUUUGUUGUCAGUGCUGUUUGACUUGGGGACUCUGCAAGCUGGGGAGUCCAGGCGUCAGAGCUUUUCACUGAGCUCUCAGGGUCAGGGGCGGCUGGAAGUUGAAUUUCGGCUACAGAGUCUAACAGACUGUGCAGAGCAGCUCAUCAGCAAUGGCAUCUUGGUGGCCCGGGAACUCUCCUGCUUGCAUGUGCAGCUGAAGAGGACUGAAGCCCCAAAUGGGUCAGAGGGCAGAGUUCAGCUUGUGGUUCCUGGGGCCUGUGAGGGUCCACAGGAGGCCUGUGUAGGCACUGGCUCUUUCCUCUUCCAUUGCCCGGCCUGCUGGGAGCAAGAACUGAGUAUUCAUUUGCAGGAUGACCCCCAUGAACAACUGAAGGUGCCACUACAGGCUCUGCCCUCAUCACAGUUGGUGAGACUUGUCUUCCCCACAUCCCAGGAGCCCCUGAUGAGAGUGGAACUGAAGAAGGAAGAAGGACCAAGGGAGCUGGCUGUGCGGCUGGGCUGUGGGCCCUGCCCCGAGGAGCAGACUUUCCUGAGUAGAAGGAAGCAGGUGGUGGCCGCAGCACUCAAGCAAGCACUGCAGCUGGACAGAGACUUGCAGGAGGAUGAGGUCCCAGUGGUUGCUAUUAUGGCCACUGGUGGUGGGAUCCGGGCAAUGACCUCCUUAUAUGGGCAGCUGGCUGGCCUGAGAGAGCUGGGCCUCUUAGAUUGCAUCUCCUAUAUCACAGGGGCCUCGGGCUCCACUUGGGCUUUAGCCAACCUCUAUGAGGACCCAGAAUGGUCUCAGAAGGACCUAGGAGGGCCCACUGAAUUGCUGAAGAGCCAAGUGACAAAGAGCAAGCUGGGCGUGCUGGCCCCUAGCCAGCUGCGGCGGUACCAGCAGGAGCUGGCUGAGCGUGCCUGCCUGGGCCACCCAACGUGCUUCACCAACCUGUGGGCCCUCAUCAACGAAGCACUGCUGCAUGAUGAGCCUCAUGAACACAAACUCUCCGAUCAACGAGAAGCCCUGAGUCGAGGUCAGAACCCUCUUCCCAUCUACUGUGCGCUCGGCACCAAGGAGCGAAGCCUGACGACCUUUGAAUUUGCUGAGUGGUGUGAAUUUUCCCCCUAUGAGGUGGGCUUCCCCAAGUACGGAGCCUUCAUCCCCUCCGAGCUCUUUGGCUCCAAGUUCUUCAUGGGGCGGCUAGUGAAGCAGCUCCCCGAGUCCCGCAUCUGCUUUUUGGAAGGUAUCUGGAGCAACCUGUUUGCAGCCAGCCUCCAGGACAGCUUGUAUUGGGCCUCAGAGCCCAGCCAGUUCUGGGACCGCUGGGCUCAGAAUCAGGCCAUCCUGGACAAAGAGCAGGUUCCCCAUCUGAAGAUAGAAGAAUCACCCACAACAGCUGGCAGGAUCGCUGAGUUUUUCACUGACCUCCUGACAAAACGCCCACUUGCCCAGGCCACCCACAAUUUUCUGCAUGGCCUCCAUUUCCACAAGGACUAUUUCCAGCACCCUCACUUCUCUUCCUGGAAAGCUACCAAACUGGAUGGGUGCCCCAACCAGCUGACGCCCACAGAGCCCUGCCUUUGCCUUCUGGACGUUGGCUACUUCAUCAAUACUAGCUGCCCGCCCCUCCUGCAGCCCACCCGGGAUGUGGACCUUAUCUUGUCGCUGGACUACAACCUCCAUGGAGCCUUUCAGCAGCUGCAACUUGUAGGCCAGUUCUGCCAGGAGCAGGGCAUCCCGUUCCCACCCAUCUCGCCCAGCCCUGAGGAGCAGCGCCAGCCUCGGGAGUGCCACUCAUUCUGUGACCCUGCCCAGCCCGAAGCCCCCGCCGUGCUGCACUUCCCACUAGUCAGUGGCUCCUUCCGGGAGUACUCAGCCCCUGGAGUGCUACGGGUGCCGGAGGAGAAAGCAGCUGGGGAGGUGAACCUGUCUUCUUUGGACUCCCCAUACCACUACUCAAAAGUGACUUACAGCCAGGAGGAUGUGGACAAGCUGCUGCGCCUGACACAUUACAAUAUCUGCAAUAACCAGGAGCAGCUGCUGGACGCCCUGCGCCAGGCUGUGCAGCGGCGAAGGCAGCGGAAGCAGGGCAGGCCUGCGUGACAGCUGAGGUGCCCUGGCUGGGCUCCUGCGUGGCCUGGAGCACCCUUGACCCUUAGCUCCCUUCUGUUGAAUUAGUGAUCAGCAUCACUAGGUGCCCCAGAGCCUCUGGGGACUCAGUGCCCUUGUGUAAGUCCACGGCAGUGUGUGUCCAGGACCAUCCAGAGGUGGCAGGGCAGUCACCAGCACACUGUCACAGUCGGGGCUAAAGGCUGCAAGCAGAGGAACUGGAGUCGCCUUGCUCAUGGCUGCAACUUGGAUGGGGUCCCCAAGGAGUGGACCACAGCUGCCUUCCUCUGGGGCAGGGAAGGACUUGGGACUAAAAUACUCUUCAGCAGCUAAGGGUAGAAAUGGGCAACAGCAUGGCUUUAGCCCAGCAGUGUUGGCUGUGUGUAUAGCACCGUGUGACGUGGAGCGCUUUAUACAUUACAGAGG
This is a messenger RNA of Jaculus jaculus (lesser Egyptian jerboa), 3497 nucleotides long. Its product is annotated as bifunctional peptidase and (3S)-lysyl hydroxylase Jmjd7. The transcript has 25 exons. NCBI's taxonomy places the organism in Eukaryota, Metazoa, Chordata, Mammalia, Rodentia, Dipodidae. The coding region runs from base 18 to 3065 and encodes 1015 amino acids. The record is from RefSeq and is a predicted model, not a curated record. Gene Ontology annotation, cellular component: cytosol. Gene Ontology annotation, molecular function: calcium ion binding; calcium-dependent phospholipid binding; 2-oxoglutarate-dependent dioxygenase activity. Gene Ontology annotation, biological process: glycerophospholipid catabolic process.